AUGGCUUCUACUAAUGCACCAUUGACUACCCCUGAGAACUGCACUGCAGACUUCUCUCUCAUCCCGAUCGGCUCUCAGAACGCGUCGUUCUCAGAUAAGAUUGCGGAUAUCCAGCGUCUGAUGCAGAAAUCAGGCCUCAAGUAUCAGAUGCAUGCCACUGGAACUACUGUUGAGGGAUCGUGGGACCAGGUAUCCCAGAUCAUCGGAUAUGCCCAUGCCUUGAUCCAUCAAGAAGGCAUAACCAGAAUUCAGACCGACAUUCGCAUCACAACUCGGACGGAUAAGGUGCAGCCGAUGGAGGCUAAUGUAGCCUCCGUGCAGAGGGCUCUGGCGACUUGA
Messenger RNA from Aspergillus ibericus CBS 121593, 339 nucleotides. RefSeq names its product thiamine-binding protein. The record is from RefSeq and is a predicted model, not a curated record. NCBI's taxonomy places the organism in Eukaryota, Fungi, Ascomycota, Eurotiomycetes, Eurotiales, Aspergillaceae. The transcript is spliced from 4 exons. Gene Ontology annotation, cellular component: cytosol. Bases 1 to 339 code for a protein of 112 amino acids.